GUUGUCUUACGAGCAAUAAUCACAAACAGCCUUAUCAAAAUGGCAUUCCGAUUCAUUUUUGCCUUUAUUGCCAUAAUUGUCCUGGCUCAAGGAUCCAUUAUUUCACCAGUCGAGCAGGAGUCUCUUGUGGGAGUACAUCACUCCGGAGUGGUUUCAUCUGGAGCUCCAGCUCUUGGUCUCUCACGUGGCCAUUCCGCUGCUCCUCAGCCUCAACGCCCCGUCUCUGCCCAUGGAUCCCUCUCAGGUCCAGUUGGAGGUCGAGUGAGCGGAGCAGGAGUAGCCGGAUCUCGUUCUCAUGGUGGUGCUCCUCGUCGUCCUUCUGCUGGCGCUCAUGGUCGUCCAAUUGGAGGUGGUUCCCACGCAAGUCGUUCCAUCGGAGGUGGAGCUGGCUACGGAAACGCACACCAGAAUCGCAAUCGCAUCCAGAAACCAUAUUAGAAAACCGCUUGGCUCUUCAACCUACUGAACUAAUGAUAUUAUCUCGGAAAUAAUUUUGUAAACUGUAUAAAUUUCUAUAUUCAAUUUUCUCAUAACUAUCUUGUGCAAAUAAUAAUAAUUAUUAUA
Molecule: messenger RNA, 564 nt
Organism: Drosophila biarmipes
Lineage: Eukaryota; Metazoa; Arthropoda; Insecta; Diptera; Drosophilidae
Exons: 1
Coding region: 40-438 (132 amino acids)
Source: RefSeq, a predicted model, not a curated record